Molecule: messenger RNA, 1813 nt
Organism: Panicum virgatum (switchgrass)
Lineage: Eukaryota; Viridiplantae; Streptophyta; Magnoliopsida; Poales; Poaceae
Product: serine carboxypeptidase 1-like
Exons: 13
Coding region: 83-1561 (492 amino acids)
Biological process (GO): proteolysis; secondary metabolic process
Molecular function (GO): acyltransferase activity, transferring groups other than amino-acyl groups; serine-type carboxypeptidase activity
Source: RefSeq, a predicted model, not a curated record
GCCUGCUCUGCCAACCACACUCCCACCCCUGCCGCGCGCCAGUCUACUCUUCUCCUGGCCCGACCACGAGCUCGUCUCCUCCAUGGCCUCCCCCUCCCCUCUCCUCCUCGCCCUCGUGUCGGCGGCGCUCCUCCUCCGCACGCCCGGCGCCGCCGCCGCGCCCGAGGAGCACCUCGUCACCGGCCUCCCCGGAUUCCACGGCUCCUUCCCCUCCAGCCACUACUCCGGGUACGUGACGGUGGACGAGGCCAGCGAGCGGAGCCUCUUCUACUACCUGGCGCUGUCGGAGCGCGACCCGGCCGCCGACCCCGUCGUGCUCUGGCUCAACGGCGGCCCCGGGUGCUCCAGCUUCGACGGCUUCGUCUACGAGAACGGGCCCUUCAACUUCGAGCCCGGGAGCACCCUGCCCAGGCUGCAGCUCAACCCCUACAGCUGGUCAAAGGUAUCAAACAUCAUGUACCUGGACUCUCCUGCUGGCGUCGGAAUGUCCUAUUCGUUGAACAAAUCGGAUUAUACGACAGGUGACCUGAAAACUGCAGCUGAUGCGCACACGUUCCUUCUGAAGUGGUUCGAAUUAUACCCCGAGUUUCAGUCGAACCCGUUCUACAUUUCUGGGGAGUCAUACGCAGGGGUUUAUAUUCCCACGCUUGCUGAUGAAGUUGUCAAAGGGAUAGAAAAAGGUGUGCAGCCAAGAAUCAAUUUCAAGGGCUAUCUGAUUGGCAAUGCAUUCACAGACGUCGACUAUGACUACAAUUCCUUUGUGCCUCUUGCGCAUGGGAUGGGCCUCAUCUCAACUGACAUGUUCGAGGAUGUCAAAGCCAGUUGCCAUGGGACGUUCUUUGGCGACGUAGACGACCUGUGCCAAGAGAAGAUAGAAAGAGUUCAUUGGGAACUGAAAGACCUGAACAAGUACAACAUCCUUGCACCCUGCUACCAUCAUCCUGAAAUUCAAGAGGUAGUGUUCGCCAACAGCAGCUUGCCGUUGAGCUUUAGAAGGCUUGGAGAGACCGAUAGGCCAUUUCCAGUGAGGAAGCGUAUGGCAGGGCGAUCAUGGCCCCUCCGUCUUGCUCUAAGGGGUGGACGAGUUCCAAUGUGGCCCGGGCUUGGUGGUAGAUCACUUCCCUGUACGAGUGAUGAACUUGCUACUACAUGGCUAGAUGAUGAAGGUGUCAGAGCUGCAAUUCAUGCCAAAUCGAAAAGCUUAAUAGGGUCGUGGGAACUUUAUACAGCAAGAAUAGACUACACUCAUGAUACAGGAACAAUGGUGAGCUAUCAUAAAAAGUUCACAGCCCUUGGAUACCGCGUGCUAAUUUACAGUGGAGACCAUGAUCUAUGCAUCCCUUUACCUGGAACUGAAGCAUGGGUGCGGUCAAUAGGCUACCAAGUUGUCGAUAGAUGGCGGCCAUGGUACUUUGGUGAUCAAGUUGCUGGAUACACGCAAGGCUACGAUCACAAUCUCACCUUCCUCACAAUUAAGGGAGCCGGGCACGCUGUCCCUGAGUACAAGCCCAAGGAGUCGCUCGCAUUCUACAGUCGCUGGCUGGCAGAAGAGAAGUUCUGAAUUGAUCUGAUCGGAGUUGCAGCAGAAAACUUGCAGGCCGCCUUUUCCACACUCGCAAAGUUGCGGUCAGAUUGCUGAUGCAGUUGGCUCAGUACAAAAUGUAAACGAAUCCAAAAGAUUUUGUUUGGAUCGUUAACCAUUUAGAUAUGUCCCUAUUUAGGAGACGAUAUAUCCAAUCAAGCUUCAUGCGAAUUGUGAAAACUCAAAUGCUUGCUCCUUUGAAUUGUGAAGUAUAAAAAAAUUCUUCAAAUA